GGGGUACAGAGGUGCCUCACCCCGGCUCAUUUCCCUUCCUAAACUGGAAUAAGGUCAGUGCUCAAAGCCUUGUUGCCCCAGUGCAUGGGAGCAUGGGGGAGGGGGGGUGUUUUAGCAGCACCAGGACAGAUAAAGCAGCAGGCUCUGUUGCUGUCUCCUGGGGGUCUCAGCUGUGCACUGCAAUCCCACCAGCCCCACCCCACGCACUGAAUGCUAUCUGCCCAGCAGGCUGGGUUGUUAGGAAAGGCUGGACAGCCCCUGACCUGGUGGAAGUUUAACAUGGAAAUUGCAACACGGCUCCCUGGAUGAACGGCAGGUCCUCCUGGCUGGGCACCAGGGUAGCCAGGGGCACGCGCCUUGGUUCAGAGCCUGGGUCCCUUCAGCAUUCCUUAGGACCCCGUCAGCUGCCGUGCCUCAGCCCCCUGAUCCUGGGGCUGGCUGCCUCAGCCCCCUAGCCAGGGAAUAGCUGGCAAGUAGCAGAACCCCAGCCAACCCCCUCCUGCCCUCAACAUGCACCCUGCUCCUGACACACCCUGGAAUGUCCUCUGCACCCGGGGCUCUUGCUGGGCCUGGGUGAGGGAUUGUCAGAGGACCUCUUGUGUUGGAAUCUCUCCUUUGGGAAGGGGCUCCAUGCAGCCCCAGGUGUGAGCUGGGCACAGCCUGCCUGGGCCCCACCUCCUGCUCAGCCGCAGCAGCUCCCAGCUCGCUUUCCAUCCCCAAAACCUGGCCAGCCCCUCUCCCCUCAGCUUCCUUCCACCAUGGAGCAGACCCGGCACUGGGCACAGCUGCAAAGCCAGCUCUGUGCCUGGGCGACGAGACUCCUGCGCUGUGCGGCGGUAUUUCCCUGGGAGUCCUUCAGCCCGCCAUAUGACCCUAAGUGCCAGCCUGCCUGUGGCAGUAUGCAGCUGCCAGGGGUAGCUCUGCAGACUCGCUCCCAGGAGGGGGUACCUGACAGAGCCCAGAGAGGGGCAGAGGAAUAAUCAGGGAGCUGAGACCCUCUCUGUCUCUGCAGCAUCUGGGGACUGGUGGGUGAACAGGGAAAGCUUCUCAGAGCAAUCAGGGUGGUGGCACGGACUAGCUGAACCCUGGCUCCUUGGGCUGCCCCGGCUAUGUAUGUGGCUCUGCACAUUGUUGGGUGCCCACAAGGAGCUGGAGCCAGCUCCAUGGACUCUGUGCCAGCCUCAGCAGCCUCCAUGCAGCGGGAAGGCCUGACUGUCCAGGGGAGCUUGGAGGAAGGAUCUGGGCUUUCCCCACGGGCGCUGCUCCAAACUCUCCAUUACUCAGCGCUCUGCCCUUCCUGCCCAGCGGAGGUCAGAGCGGACACUGGUCUGAUAACAACCCCACGCCCCUGCUUCUCUGGAUUAAUCGCCUAUUAGUUCACUGUCUGAAAGGAAAACUACCCUCCCCCGCAAACACACGCACCACACACGUAACCCUGAAAUGAUUCCGGAGUGGGAGGGGGCGAGAUCUGUGAGCCCAGUCUCCCGGAUUCUACUUCCAGCUCUGGGAGGAGAGCGGUGUCUAGCAGUUGGCAGGGGAGCUGGGAGUCAGGAUUUCUGGGUUCUGUUCCUGGCCCUGGAAGGGGGCACGUGACUGAAGCAGUAGGAGGAGAGUGCUAUCUAGUGAUUAGAGUGGAGGACUGGCAGUCAGGACUUCUGAGGUCUGCCCGUGACUGGCUGUGUGAUCACGUCAGUCACUUUGUAGCCAUCUCUGUGCCUCAGUUUCCCCAUCAGGCUGGUGGCUGAACAGCACUGGAGCGACCGCUCGUCAGCGCCCGGGCCGCAGGGGCCGCCCCUCCACCGGCAGCGGCUGUUGCUAGGAGACAGAGGGACGCGACUUGCUGCGGGGGGGGCUCAAGAGCCAUGCCGAAGAAGGGGCGCAAGGCGGCCGCCCUGAGCGAGGAGGAGCGGUUGCUGCUGAUGCAGCAGAAGAUGCUGGCGGAGGAGGAGCUGAGCAAGAAGAAGGAGGACAUGCUCACCCAGUUCCUGAAGGACAAGCUGGCGAAGGAGGAGCACAACAGCGCCCUCAACAUGAAUAAAAUCAACCUGCAGUGGCGCACGGUGCUGCGGGAAGUCAAGGCCAGAGAACUGCGCAAGGACAUUGAGAUCCUGAGCCAGACCUUUGAGCGGGUGGUGGACUGCAAGGACAGUGUCAUCCAGUCGCUGGCCAGGGACCUGUCCGAGGCAGAGGCGCAGUACACUCAUGCCCUGUGCAGCCACCUGCACAACAUCGACCAGUUGCUACAGCUGCAGCGGUGCCGCCUGAGGUACCUGGAUGAGGAUUACAACACCGAGCUGGAGGCCCUGAAGAAGGAGUUUGAGACAGAAAGGAGGAUGAUCAUCGAGCACCAUGACAAGGAGAGCCGCUACCUCCGGGACGUGCUGCUGGCCCUGGAGCAGAACUUCAGUGAGAGCGAGUACGAGGCCAAGCUGGACUUCCAGAGCACCAGGGACGAUGUCAAGAACAAGAACCUGGAGGAGAAGCACUAUCUCCGUGUGCAGCUGGAGGGCACAGUGGAGGAGCUGUGGAAGCAAUUCCAGCAGGCGCUGAAGAACUACACCGAGGCAACAGAGGACCGGAAGAUUGCAUUUGAGGCCCUCAAGCUGAAGGAUGAGAAGAGCUCCAAGGAGAUUGAGAUGCAGAUGAAGAAGUUGCAGAAAAUUCAGGACUCCAUUGGCAUCCUGAAAGGCAAGAUCAUGGCACACAUGCGGGAGGCCGAGGAGCAGAACCGGCGCGUGCACGAGGAGAAGGAGGUUGUGCUCAAGCAGCUGCAGAAGCUCAAGAGCCAGAUGAACCAGGCCAGGACCAAGGCCAGAAGCAACCUGGCCAAGCUCACCCUGGAGAGCAGCACUGCCCUGAAAAAGCUAAGGGGUGUCCUAGAAAAGGCAGAGCUCAUCCUGAGGCUGGCAGAGAUGUGUCGGAAGCUGGAGACCGAGGAGGAGAAGGUGCUGCCAUUCUAUGCCUCCUUGCUGAGCAGGGAGGAGCAGGAGAAGGUGGAGCAGGUCUCCCUGGAGAAGGCGGGGGAGCAGCUGGCCCAGCUGAUGCAGGAUUACCUGGGCCUGGAGCACUUCUGGCAAAGGUACAACAAGGUGAAGCUGGAGCAGCUUUCUCUGGAGCGGGAGAAGGCAGUGCUGCGCCAGGAGAACCAGAAGCUGCGCCUGCUGCUGAAGCAGUACCUGGAUGGGAUCUCGGUGAGUGAUGAGGUUCUCAGCAGGCUCAACCCACUGCUCAUCGUCAACCACAAGCCUCGUGCGCCUGGGCCUGCCGGCAAAGCCCACCGAAAACGGCUCCUUCACAAUGUCAUCGAGGCUGCCCACGAGGUGCCACACAUCCUGUGAGCCGCCCACCUGCCCAGCCUGGGGCAUGCUGGGAACUGUGCUCUGCGAGCUGCGGCAGCUUGUGCCUGGUGCGCGUGGCUGGGCGAGUCGGGCAUGAGGAGCAGUGAGCGCUUCCCCCCUGGUGCUGUUCCACUUGCUGGGGAAACUCUGUACCCAUAGGAAGCUGCCAUUAAAGGGUUGUACUGAU
Gopherus flavomarginatus (Mexican gopher tortoise) is the source of this 3525-nucleotide messenger RNA. It is a transcript of the gene CCDC65, whose product is annotated as coiled-coil domain containing 65. Gene Ontology annotation, cellular component: axonemal dynein complex; axoneme. NCBI's taxonomy places the organism in Eukaryota, Metazoa, Chordata, Testudines, Testudinidae. The transcript is spliced from 10 exons. Gene Ontology annotation, biological process: cilium-dependent cell motility; axonemal dynein complex assembly; regulation of cilium movement. Bases 1863 to 3338 code for a protein of 491 amino acids. The record is from RefSeq and is a predicted model, not a curated record.